Messenger RNA from Centruroides sculpturatus (bark scorpion), 1785 nucleotides. RefSeq names its product leucine-rich repeat-containing protein 51-like. The transcript is spliced from 5 exons. Gene Ontology annotation, molecular function: protein binding. The record is from RefSeq and is a predicted model, not a curated record. Bases 470 to 1003 code for a protein of 177 amino acids. Lineage: Eukaryota; Metazoa; Arthropoda; Arachnida; Scorpiones; Buthidae.
UUUAAAUUUACAAUCAAAUUUAUUGUUUAUUUAAUUAGAUUUUUAUAAAACUCACCCCUAUCCUCAAAAUUUAGGUUUUUAUCUAGCGUGUUGCCCACCCCUGGUUUAGAAGAAGUUUUACAUUAUGUUUAAUUUUAAUAUCACGUAACUAUUCACUUGAUAUGUAUAUUUUACCAAUAAAAAUAUCUGUUAAUUACACAUUAACUAUUUUUUAGCACUGAUUUUAGAUAGAGGACAAUAUUUUAAAGGCCUGUCAUUAUUGUCUGUAAAUUUGGAGCAUCAUGAGGAAGAUACCAGUCAGCAUCUAAUUAAUGAAAGACAGUGGAAUUUAUAGGUCUAAAAUGUUUUCAAAUGCAGCCUAACAAUUAAUACAUAACCAAUGCAAAUUAUUGUUAAAAAUUCAAUUAUUAAGAAGAAUUAUUUGUCCUAGAAAUUUGGCACUCGAUUUUCUUGAAGAAAUUUGAAAUCCAUGAAUGAGAAAACUUUGCAUGGACCACCUUUAAAUUUUUCAUUUAGAUCAUUGAAUACAAUUAAAGAAGUCCUAGAACAUCGUCCAAGAAUAUGGACUAGACAACUGAAGAAAGAUGAAAAUGGAAAAUAUUUGACUCGAGGAAUUCAAUUAAAUAAUAAUUUAUUAACUUCAUUGGAAGGGUUUACUGAAGUAGCUGAAAAGUUUCUUGCCUUCCCUGAAGAUAUUUCGUGGAUCGAUAUCAGUUUCAAUCAUUUAACUUCUAUAGAAUCGAUCUUAUUGAAUUUUCCAAAUUUAAGAAUAUUAUAUUUACACGGAAACAAUAUAAAUCGACUAUCGCAAUUAUCAUUGUUAACCGAACUAACUCAUCUGAAGAAACUGACCCUGUUCAACAAUCCUGUAGAAACAUUGCCAUUCUAUAGAAUGAAAGUCCUGGGUUAUUUACCAAAUUUAAAGAGUUUAGAUUUCAGUGGAGUUACACUCAAAGAGAGUGAAAGAGCUUCGAGAGAAUUCUCAUCUCACUUAAAUCCCUGAUGUAUUUAAAUUCGUGAUUUCUUCUCCUUAAAUCUAAUUUUAAUAAUAAAAAUUUCAUGUUAUUCAUAAUUUUAGAAAAUAUCUGACUAAAAUAAAUUCGAUUUUUGGAGUGGUAGAUUAAGGCAAUGCAACACAUGUCAGGAGGGUGCCUCCUGGGAAGACUUUUAUGGGAAACUGGCCCCUAUUCUGGUGUUAAACACGUAAAGAAAACAUAAAAAUAUUCACUCAACCAGCCCUUUAGUGAGGUGAGAACCCCCGAAAACAAAACAAAAAAAUUAUAUUUUGGGCCAUCGUUGUGUCCGAGCCAAAACCAGCCUACUUACCUCUCACUGACGGAAUGUAUCAAUAGAUAAAACCAUUAGUAAGGAAGCUAUUUAUAUGCUUCCUUGAAAGAUUGUGGCACAUAUAAAUAACAAGUUAAAUUCGUCAGUCAGUUUUCUAUUCUUAUCAAUAUACAAAUGUCCAGUAUACACUAAAACAGGCCAUACGUCAAAGCUGCCGAUGAUGGAGUACUUCUACGGUUCCCCUCUGAACGGUAACCUUCGACCGUUAAGGUCAACCACACCCCUAAUCGGAGUUGAAAGACAGAGUAGGAAAACUGUUUUGUGUGCUGGAGACUCGUUGUGACCAUUUGACUCUAACAAAUUUCGAGUAUCUUUAAGAGAAGCUGUUUACGAAGAAUUACAAAAGUUUUCAUUUAUAACGAAAAAUAAUCGGUUCUUCCUUCCUCUCAAUCCUGCGGAAGAUGCCCGACAGUUAAGCCGACAUGGAAGAACGUCGAG